Molecule: messenger RNA, 372 nt
Organism: Fusarium keratoplasticum
Lineage: Eukaryota; Fungi; Ascomycota; Sordariomycetes; Hypocreales; Nectriaceae
Product: NIPSNAP domain-containing protein
Exons: 1
Coding region: 1-372 (123 amino acids)
Source: RefSeq, a predicted model, not a curated record
AUGAAGAUCUCCUUUGCCUUUCUUUCUUGUCUUCCGGCUGCUCUGGCACGCCAGCAGCCCCCGACAGAGCUGCGAAGCUACACCUUGAGCACCGUCGAUGCAACCAACCAAUAUGUUCAGAUUUGGAAAAAGCAUAUCGAGUCAUUGAAAGAGUUCAAUGUUACCACCAGAGCUGUUUGGACACCCGAAGGCGACGAUAAGCAAGUCAUGGCCCUGGUUCAAUACGCGAUCGGUGACGACCCUGCCGAUGUCGACGCAGCAUACAGGGCCAGUGAAGCUUUCACCAACGACAUGGUUGGGUUCAACUUCAGCAACUUUGAGAGCAUUGUUUCAACUGUGUUGGAUCCGACUUCGUUCUCUCCGGUUCUUUGA